Penicillium chermesinum is the source of this 1272-nucleotide messenger RNA. Its product is annotated as argininosuccinate synthase. Lineage: Eukaryota; Fungi; Ascomycota; Eurotiomycetes; Eurotiales; Aspergillaceae. Gene Ontology annotation, molecular function: ATP binding; argininosuccinate synthase activity. The record is from RefSeq and is a predicted model, not a curated record. Gene Ontology annotation, cellular component: cytoplasm. Gene Ontology annotation, biological process: urea cycle; L-arginine biosynthetic process. The coding region runs from base 1 to 1272 and encodes 423 amino acids. The transcript has 10 exons.
AUGGCUCAGGGAAAGGUUUGCCUGGCUUACUCUGGUGGCCUCGACACCAGCUGUAUCCUCAAGUACCUUAUCGAGGAGGGCUAUGAGGUCGUCUGUUUCAUGGCCGACGUUGGCCAAGAAGAGGACUUUGAGGCUGCCCGCGAGAAGGCCCUGAAGAUCGGUGCUCUCAAGUGUGAGAUCGUCGAUGUCCGCCGUGAGUUCAUCGAGGAGCUUUGCUUUCCCGCCAUUGCCUGCAAUGCUGUCUACGAGAACGUCUACUUGCUCGGUACUUCAUUGGCCCGCCCCGUAAUUGCGCGUGCUCAGAUCGACGUCGCCAAGCGCGAGGGCUGCUUCGCCGUUUCUCACGGUUGCACUGGAAAGGGUAAUGACCAAGUUCGCUUCGAACUUGCUUUCUAUGCCCUGGAGCCCAAGAUUAAGGUCAUUGCCCCAUGGCGUGACCCUGUCUUCUACGAGCGUUUCGCUGGCCGUAACGAUCUCCUUGCCUACGCCGCCGAGAAGGGCAUCCCCGUCACCUCCACCAAGUCCAAGCCCUGGAGUAUGGACGAGAAUCUGGCACACUGCUCUUACGAGGCCGGUAUCCUGGAGGACCCUGAUAUCACCCCCCCUAGCGACAUGUGGAAGCUGACUCAGGACCCUCUGUCUGCUCCUGACCAGCCCGAGGACUUCACUCUCCACUUCGAGAAGGGUAUUCCAGUCAAGCUUGAGUUCACUGAAAAUGGUCAGAAGAAGACCGUUACUGACUCGGUUGAUCUCUUCCUCACUGCCAACGCAAUUGCUCGCCGCAAUGGUGUUGGCCGUAUUGACAUUGUCGAGAACCGUUUCAUUGGUAUUAAGUCCCGUGGCUGCUAUGAGACCCCCAGUCUCACCUGCCUGCGUGCUGCCCACAUUGAUCUUGAGGGUCUCGUACUUGACCGUGAAGUCCGCGCUCUGCGUGACCAAUUUGUCACCUUCAACUACUCCAAGCUCCUUUACAACGGAAUGUACUUCUCUCCCGAGCGUGAGUUCUUGGAGGCCUCCAUUGUCGCCUCCCAGAAGAGCGUCAACGGCCUGGUCCGCUGCCGCGCCUACAAGGGAAGCGUCUCUAUCCUGGGACGUUCCUCUGAGACCGAGAAGUUGUAUGACAUGAGCGAGUCCAGCAUGGACGAGAUUGGUGAUUUCUCCCCGCCGAGACCACCGGUUUCAUUACUGUGUCCGCCAUUCGCCUCAAGAAGUACGGUCAAAGCAAGGCUGCUGCUGGUGAGCGACUGUAGAUUAUCCCAUCGGAGCGCCUAA